AUGUAUGUUGCAUUCAUUGAAAAUUGCUUCAUUGUUGUUUUAAUGCAAGGAGGGGAUGUAUUCCCUUACCAAAUUGUGAAUAAAACAUCAAUUAAAUCUGCAAAUCUUGCACAAUUACAACAAUGUAUUAAAGAUGUAAUUGAAAAUUCCGAUGAUUUGCAGAGUCAACAAUCAAUUUCAUCAAUAAGUGCAUUUCAGAACUGUGUUUCAGCUCAAUAUAAAGUUGCUGCUAAUACAAACUCUGAAGGCUACUACUUAAAUUCACUAUUCUCCUUACUUUCAUAUGAUAGCUUGCAAAAAAACAACAAAAACUACUUACUUCUUAUGAAUUCAUUAAUAACAACAGAUUUAGGCGAAAAGAAAAAUAAAGCGAUGAACAUUUCGAAAGAUAUCAUAGCAAUUCAGCCAGAUUUAAAUCCAGUUGUCUGGACUUUACUAGAAAAAAUCCUUGUUUGGCUGACAAAUCCCUUAGGUACAUCGAUGCAUUUAACAUUACAUCCUUUACGUGAUACAAUAUGGAAAUGGUAUUUUUCUGGAGAUCCAAAUUCAGUAGUUUCAUCAUUAUCCUUGCUGAAUAUUUUCUUCAGAAGGUUUUAUGUCCUUCUCAUACCUGCAUUUAACAGCUUUCAGAACCUUUUAAUCCACUCAAUUCAAGAUCAAGAUGUCAAUAUUCGAAAUCAAGCGAUUACAGUUCUUAAAUCUGCUCUCGGAAUACUUGGUCAGUCAUCAGAUGGUCCAAUUCGCCGUCUUUUUGAUCGUUUUCGCGAAUUAAUCGAAUAUGAUUACAAUCCUCUCGUUGUUGAAUCAAUUAUUUCGGUAUUUGAUCAUACAGUUGAUUGUUGCUCGAUUAUGCAGUUCUCACAGACAAUGAUUGAGAAGCUAAACCCUAACGAACCUUCAUCAUUAUUAUUAAUUCCAUUUAUUUACAAAUGCAGGCCAUCUAUUUUCACAACAUCUGAUGUACAGCAUAUAUUGGAGAUGUUUAAUGACUUUUUGGCUCAGCAACCCACCAAAAAAGUUCUAAUUUACAAAGCAGUUGGAAAUUUCGGUUUCCAACUCUCUAAAUUCAUCAUAGAAAGCCAUCAAAUCAUUGUUAAUACACUCAUAGAAUCCAUCCAAAUAGACAGUAGAGAAGCAGCUUACGCAUUUCUCUCUUUUGUCGAUCCACAAUCAGAUUAUUUCUACGACAAGAUGUCAGAUCUCUUCCAAUUGCCCAUCAAUACAUUCCUUGCCCGAGGAAUGCGCGCCUUCAUAAGGAGAUGGCCGGACUCAGCCCACCAAUUCCGCUCUUACGUCAUGCGAGAGUUAAAUAAUGUUGUUUUAACAAAAAGUGACAGUGACAAACUUUCCAGAGCAUUUUCUAUCAUGAGCAUAUUCACAUUUCGUGAUGAUGAGAUGAGCAAUCAGAUGAUUGACCAAUACGCACUUGCUCUUCGCCAUCCAAGUCCUCAAGUUCGUGAGAAAUGCGCCAAUUUUUUGAUUAGACAACAAAGUUGUUUUCCUUCCGCUGUUUAUAGAUUAGUUGCUUUCGUAUCAAUCGAAAUGAUACCAGAACUCCGUGCAGAAGCCAUCAACAAAAUAGUUGUCCAGUCAACACAAACAGAUAUGAUAACUCCUCUUCAUUCUUUGUUAUCUGACAGACAAACUGAAAUUGUUUACAAAGCAUUGACACUUUUAUGUGAAAUUUCAGAGGCUUCUCAUUUCAUGAUGGAGUUUACAUGUGAUAUCAUCAAUAGGUUGAAUAGAUCAACAACUCUUGAAACUCAUUACGUGACUUGUUUGUUGAUUUUGGCAAGAAAUCACUUCAUUUAUGUCCGACCAUUUACAAACAUAAUCAUAGAAUAUUUGUUAAAAUGCGAGAGACAAACAGCGUCAUCGAUUGAACUGAUUUCGAUAUUAGUCAAUGAUUUGGACUUCGAAAACAUCAUUCCAAAACUGGAACCGAUUCUUUUGAAGUCAUUAAACAGGAAUUCAUCGAAUAGAAAAGUUUCUUCCGCUUUGAAACUUUUCACUGUUCUUUUGAGUUCACAGAGUUUCCGUAUACAACUAAGAUCAACUCGCGAAAUCUUAGUCAAUAACUUAAUUGACUUGUUUUCAAGUACGGAUUCUGAGAAAAUAAGAACACAAAUUUUAGAAGUUUUUAGUAGAAUUGGAGUAAUCACUCCUUUGGCUGUUAGAUCAUUAUUCACAAGACCAAUCAAGAGAUUGUCAAAUAAUACAAUUGCUCCUUUGGAUGGAUUGAGUAAUUUACCUGUUUACGCAGCUUCUUUCGCUGUUUCUUCUGUUACUGAUAUUUUGGCAAGUGAAGAUUUCUCUUGUUUACAAGGUUUGGCUCUUGAAACAUUAUUAAUUAUACUUAAGAAGUUUAGAACAAUACCUAUAGUUAUACAUGAUGAAAUUCUUGAAACGAUUUGUUUCGUAAUCCGUUCAAAAUUGACAUCGACCACGUCAAUAAUUUUGAACAACGUUCCAACUUUGAUAAGAAUUUUUGACAAAAAAAGUGAAAUUUUUAUACCAGAUAUCAUCAACAUGAUCUUCGAUAACUGGGGUAAAAUAGACACAGCAAUAUUACUAACAGGUAUUGAAUGGAUGGCUUAUAAAUUACCUGACGCAGUGUCACCUUUUGCAACAAAAAUUUUGUCACUUUUUGUUCCAGAAUUAUCAACUGCCAAAAAUGGAAAAGAAAGUGAGAAUAUCUUUGUCGCUAUAGCAUGUUUCGGAAAGCUUGCAGCUAAGGUAGAUACCAUGAUUAUGUCCAAUGUUAUUCCAUGGAUAGAAGGACAUAUUCACGAAACAGAAACUGAAGCUUAUGUUUUAGAAAAAUUUGCAGACAUUUUAAAGGGUUUGCCAAUCGAAAAAUUCUAUGUGAGAAUAUAUCAAAUGAUGAUUAUGAUCACUAAAGAAAAUGCAGAACUCAUCCCACAAGUCAUUGAAAUCUUGAGUGUCUUAGUUGUCCACAUGAAAUACGAUUUCGAAAUUUUCAUCCCUGAAAUUUUACAAUUUUAUGAUCUCAAAAAUUAUGACACUUUUUGGAAAAUUAUCGAAUGUGUUUCCACUCAUGUAGACAUACCAGACAAUUUAAGUCUUAAAUACAAGACACCACAAUUAUCACAUAUGUUCCAGGACUUUCCAGAACAACCAUUUUCAAGUUUCCAAUAUUUAAUUCCUGAUUUCGAAGUUCCUAUGAAUACUUGGGACGCUUUGCAGUGGAACAAAUGGUUCAACAACUUCAUGAAUAUGAUUAUCUUGAAGUCCCCUUCAAAAGCAAUCUCCGCGUGCUACACAAUCUGUGAAAGAGACCAUAAAGUGAGGUCAGCACUUUUCCCUGUUUCUUUUUCACUUUGUAUUUCAGAAUCACAAGAUCCAAGUCCUUUGCACAAUGUUUUGAAGGUCGCACUUACUAGUGACAACAUUCCGAACUACAUAAUCUCAUUGUUCCUCUCCAGUGUCGAAAUCCUGAUGCUGCACAACAUAGACAUCAGAGUCAGUGAAACAAUUAUUGGAGAAAAAGCAAUGAUAACUGGAAAUCUUUCUUUGGCGUUGAGAUGUUUCGAAAAUAACUAUAAAUUAAACCCGGAUAAUAAUAAAGGAAACCAAAGAUCAAACUCUCAAAGUAUCAAGGAUAAAUCGAAAUUCGAUCUUUUCAGUUUAGAAAAGAAACAGAAAAAAGAAAAUUCUGACAUUUUCUUGUCAAAAAUUGACAAUUCUCAAAAAGGUGACAAUUUUGAGCCAAAAUCUGAUAAAAGUGAAAAAUCUGAUAUUUUCUUAUCCAAGACACAGAACUCCUCUAGUGAAUUAUUUGAUUUGGGAUCGAUGAAACGGUCAAAUUCAGAAACAUUCGAUUCUUUAUCAGAAAAAUCACAAAAUCAAGAUCUUUUCGCAUCGAGCACUGAUUUAUUCAAUAUAGAAAGGAAGAACAGAAGCAAUGGAUCAGGAAUCUUCGAUAUCUAUUCAAAGAAAAGAUCGAAUUCCGAGAAUUAUCCUAAAAAUAAAACGAAUAAUUCCGAUAUUUCGAGAUUAAUCAAAAUUAAUUUGAUGUUAGGAAAGAGUUAUUUGGCUCGGAAAUUGGCGAAAUGCGAAACAGCUGAAGAAGCAGAACUCGUUUGUAAUUGGGAAAAAGCUUAUGAACUUUACAGUCUCGAGAACAACAGAGAAAAACAAAUUUUGUGUUUAGAAAAAUUGAAUAAAUUUGAAACACUUGAAUCUCUCAACAUAAAAGGAGAAAAAGCAGCAGAUAUAAGUUUGUUUAACUGUUCCAGUGAGUUCAGGGAACUUGCCCAGAAUGAUUUCCAUAAGUGUGUAUUGGCAAUUCUCGAUGGAGAAUGUCAACAAGCGCAAAAUUUAAUCCAGAAAAUAAGAGAAAAUGUUUUUCCUCAUAUUUUGUCGAAUACUGAUUUCGAUUACAGUUCUAUAACAAAUGAAUUGAGUUCUGCAUCGAUGCUUGUUGAUCUUGAAGACGCGGCAAGAAUACUGGAGUUGAGAACAUCAAUGAUAAACUCAACACCAAAUGAGAAACUCAAAAUCCAAGAUAAAAUUCAGAGAUUAUUUGAAAUGUGGGAUGAAAAAUUUGACAGUUUGGAUCCUGCGUCACUAUUUUUGACGAUUAUUAUAAGAAGAAGUGUUUCUCCAAGCGAAAAAACAGCGGAUGGAUUUGUCAAAUUCCUCAGGAAGUACCACGAUGACAAGAGUGCUGGAGAAUUGGUCGACAUGGCCUUUAGAAGACUCAAAGUUUUAGAUCUCAACAGAUUCAACUUGGUUGAUAGCCUUUUGAACAAAUCUGUUGAUGAAUUCGAACAAGUUGUCAUCAAUAACAAGUACGCAACUGGUGAUGACAACGUUUGGAGACAUGAUUUAGGAAAAAGAUUCUUCAUGGAACAUAACUAUGAGAAAUCCAUCAAGUAUCUACCAAGAAACACCUUGGAUUGGGCCAAAGCAACCUUCAAAAUCUAUGAAACCAAAAAAGAUCCAAAUUUGAUAAUUGAAAUUAUCCCAACUUUCAUCAAAUUCGAUGGAUUGCACUUUAUCAUGGCUGUUCUAUCCAGAAACAUCCCAGAAAUAGAGAAUAUUGUGCAAUCAAGAAUAGAAAUGAUACCUGCAUCACAAUUAUCUGACUUUUUGCCUCAAAUCAUCUCGAAUUGUGAUAAAGGAGUGUUCAAAUCACUUCUUUAUAAGUACUUCAAGGCUUAUCCAUCUAAAACAGUCUUUAGUUUGGUCUACAAAAUCCUUAAAAAUGAAAAACGUGACAUUUACGAUGAAUUUUUAAGUUUAGACCAAAGUAUUGUUAAUAUUUUAGAUUUCUGCCAAGAAAUGAUCAAGAUCAGUACUAGUUAUCAUGAGAAGAUUGCUAUUUUAUCACAGAAAUUCCUUGAAAGCAAAGAUCCAAGUGAAUUAAUUUCCCUUUACAAUGAAGAAAAGAAUACAGGAGUUGUCAAACAAAUGUACACUUUAAAUCCUGAGUUAAAUGAUUGCAAGAAAUGUAUGGCAGAGUAUUCUUCAACAUUGCAAAAGAAAGAACUUGAAAAUUGUUUGAGUAUCCAUAAAUCUUUUCUUGGAAAACUUGUUUUGCCGAAAGAAUAUUCUCUAUCAGAUAUUUCUGAUGUUGAAGAAAAGAAAUAUUUCCAGAAAAUUAUUCUUCCUUUCAGCGAAACACAGAUUGGAAGAUUUGCUUCGAUUAUCGCUCAAGAAAACUAUUCUAAAACAGUUAAAGCGAUUUUGGAUUCAGGAAAGACUUCUUCUUUCACGAUUCGCAAUAGAAGUAAUGCUUUUAUUGACGAAAGAUCUUUUAUUUUGAUGAGAAUGAUUUCAAAAAUCAUCAAAAGUUACCAGAAACCAAAUUUAGUUCCUCCUUUAGUUCAAACGAUUCCUUUGACGGAAAACAUUUCUUUGGAGAAAAGCUCACCAUGUUUCUCUCUCGAGGAAGCAAUAAAACAAAGAAGAAGACGUCAAAGUGUUUGUGUUGAUGAACGCACAUGGAUAUUAAAUGAUUACGAUGAUUUGUCUGCAGAAGAUAAAAUGAAAGCUUACAAACAAUCACUGAGUUCAACGAGAGGUGAUGAUUUGGAAGCAGUUAUUGUAAGAGGAAGUGUCUCUUAUCAAGGAUGGAUGGAGAGAAGAUCGAUGUACAUUGGAAGUUUGUCUGUUAAAGCUGUUACUGGAUAUAUUUUCGGUGUUGGCGACAGAAAGUUGACGAAUAUAAUGAUGGAAUUAAAUACUUCCAAAGUUUACAACACGAAAUAUUAUCCAUGUUUUGUCAAGAAACAAAUUGUUCCGUUUAGAUUGACAAGGAUAAUGGCUAAUGCAUUGGAUGUUGCAGGUGUUAAUGGUGUUUUGGAAAGAGAAAUGAAUGAUGCAAUGGAUAUCGUGAGAGAAUCAAAGGACUUCAUUGUUUGUACACUUGAACCAAGUAUAAGAGAUGAAAAAUUAAACUGGACAUCGAAUCCAGAAAAUGCAUUGGAUUUCGUGGCUAAAAGACUGUCCGACGAAAAUGAUUCACAAGAACUGGUAUUGAAGCUUAUUGAUAGUGCAACAUCAGAUACUAAUAUUUCGAGAAUGCCUGCGGAUUGGAAUUCAUGGUGGUAA
Molecule: messenger RNA, 6579 nt
Organism: Trichomonas vaginalis G3
Lineage: Eukaryota; Parabasalia; Trichomonadida; Trichomonadidae
Product: ataxia telangiectasia mutated (ATM) -related family
Exons: 1
Coding region: 1-6579 (2192 amino acids)
Biological process (GO): negative regulation of macroautophagy; TOR signaling
Cellular component (GO): TORC2 complex; TORC1 complex; nucleus
Molecular function (GO): protein serine/threonine kinase activity; protein binding
Source: RefSeq, a predicted model, not a curated record